Messenger RNA from Strongyloides ratti, 513 nucleotides. RefSeq names its product 39S ribosomal protein L18, mitochondrial. The record is from RefSeq and is a predicted model, not a curated record. Gene Ontology annotation, biological process: translation. Gene Ontology annotation, cellular component: mitochondrion; ribosome. The transcript is spliced from 2 exons. Gene Ontology annotation, molecular function: structural constituent of ribosome; 5S rRNA binding. Bases 1 to 513 code for a protein of 170 amino acids. NCBI's taxonomy places the organism in Eukaryota, Metazoa, Nematoda, Chromadorea, Rhabditida, Strongyloididae.
AUGGCUUCUCGUUAUGUGGCACGAUUUGUAAAUCAAAAUCCUAGAAAUUUAGAACUUAUGGGUAUUCAAUAUAGACCAUCUGGAAAUUGUUUUGAAAAAAAUCGUAAAAAAAUGAAUGCUAUAUAUAAAACAGUAUUUAAUGGUGGUAAAUCACAUACAGAAGCUUCAGUAUACCACUACAAAACAGGACUUGUUUUAUCUGUUUCAACAAGAGAAAGUGGUAUAUCAAAUCAACUACCCAGUACUACUGAUCGUUUUGCAGCUUUUAAUAUUGGAAAAGUUUUAGCUGAUAGAUUAAAACAAUGUGGAAUUGAAAUGGUUGUACCUUGUUUUGAAGAAGGCGAAAUAGAAAGAAGUCAUAAGAAACAAUUUUUUGUUAAUGCUUUAUUAGAAAAUGGUAUUAAAUUAAUGGAUUAUAGUGAAGUUGAACCUUCUAUUAAAAAUAAUGAUAUAACUUGGAGUUAUUAUAAACGAUAUCAUACAAGACAGGAAAAAAUUGAUGAACAAUUUUAA